AUGGCGCGUGCUACAGCAACGGCCCUUUUUGUUGCUAGCUUGAUGAAUUCGGCCUACAGUGCUGCAUCUCAAGCAUACACGUGGAAAAAUGUAGUUACAGGAGGAGGAGGAGGUUUCGUCCCCGGCAUUGUAUUCAACCCAUCUGCCCAAGGUGUCGCCUAUAUUCGCACUGAUAUUGGCGGCCCCUACCGCCUCAAUUCAGACGAUACAUGGACGCCUCUACUAGACGGGGUCAAUAAUAGCAACUGGCAAGUGAGAGCAGUUGCGCAUGACUGGGGCAUUGAUGCCCUUGCCACUGAUCCAGUCGACACCGAGCGCCUGUACGUAGCCGUGGGAAUGUACACUAAUGAGUGGGAUCCUAACCCCGGGUCAAUCCUGCGCUCCACGGAUAAAGGUGACACCUGGGAUGAGACUGUACUGCCGUUCAAGGUCGGUGGGAACAUGCCUGGCCGAGGAGUCGGCGAGAGACUUGCAGUCGACCCAAAUGAUAACAGUAUCUUGUUUUUUGGGGCUAGAAGUGGCCAUGGCCUCUGGAAGAGCACAGAUUAUGGUGUGACAUGGUCGAAUGUCACCUCAUUCACCUGGACCGACGCCAGUUCAACUUACACCUCGGAUCCGGUGGGAAUCGCUUGGGUCACGUUCGACUCGACCUCUGGCAGCGAGGGCUCGCCAACUCCAAGAAUAUUCGUCGGCGUGGUCGAUACCGAAGAGUCGGUUUUCAAGUCUGAGGAUGGCGGUGCGACAUGGUCAUGGGUCUCGGGCGAGCCGAUGUACGGAUUCCUACCUCACAAGGGCGUUUUGUCGCCAGCUGAGCAGACUCUGUACAUAUCAUACUCCAACGGUGCUGGCCCGUACGAUGGCACCAACGGAACAGUGCACAAGUAUAACAUCUCGACCGGAGUAUGGACUGACAUCAGCCCGACAUCAAUGGCUAGCACAUACUAUGGCUAUGGCGGUCUUGCCGUGGACUUGCAAGUGCCCGGCACUAUCAUGGUAGCCGCCUUGAACUGCUGGUGGCCAGAUGAACUCAUUUGGCGAAGCCUUGAUUCAGGCGAGACCUGGUCCCCCAUCUGGGACUGGAAUGGGUAUCCGAAUAUCAACUACUACUACGAUUAUGACAUCUCUAAUGCACCCUGGCUGCAGGAUGAUACCUCAUCUGCUGAAUUCCCUGUCCGGGUUGGGUGGAUGGUGGAGGCACUGGCCAUUGAUCCGUUUGAUUCGAAUCAUUGGCUCUAUGGUACCGGUGAAACAAUCUACGGUGGCCACGACCUGCUCAAGUGGGACUCAGCUCACAACAUAACCUUGGAGUCUUUGGCUGUUGGAGUUGAAGAGAUGGCUGUCAUUGGACUCAUCGCGCCUCCGGGCGGACCAGAACUCCUAUCUGUUGUUGGAGAUGAUGGAGGUUUCUAUCAUACCGACCUCGAUACUGCGCCAGAACAGGCUUUCCACUCCCCUACAUACGGCUCUACAAACGGCAUUGACUACGCUGGGAAUAACCCGGCAUAUAUUGUCAGAGCCGGUGCUAGCUCGACGCUGCCUACCGUCUCAUUGUCGACGAACUUUGGUCUCACCUGGUCGGCCGACUACGCAGCUUCGUCCAGUACGGUGCCUGGAAGUGUUGCACUUUCUGCAAAUGGUGAUACUGUGCUUCUUGUGCCUACGUCAGGCAGCCCGCUUGUCUCGACAUAUAGCAGCACCUUCAGCACUGUGUCCACUCUGCCCUCAGGAGCAGCCAUUGCGUCCGAUAAGUCUAACAACACCGUCUUCUACGGUGGCUCGGCUGGAAGUUUCUACAUCUCUACCAACAGCGGCGUCUCAUUCACCAAAACUGUUAGUCUUGGCUCGAGCACUGCUGUAAAUGCCAUCCGUGUUCAUCCUUCCGUUGCUGGCGACGUCUGGGUCUCUACCGAUAUAGGCCUUUGGCACUCGACAAACUAUGGCAGCAGUUUUACCCAGAUUGGCAGCGGCUGCACUGCUGGUUGGAGCUUUGGCUUUGGCAAGGCCUUAACAACAUCGUCGUACCCGGUUCUCUUCGGCUUCUUCACUGUCGACGGCGUCACCGCCCUGUACAAGACGGAGGACGAAGGUACCAAUUGGGAGAUGAUCUCUGACGCCUCCCACGGGUUUGGCGCGGCGUCGGCGAAUGUAGUGAAUGGCGACUUGAACAACUAUGGCCGUGUCUUUGUGGGAACGAAUGGAAGGGGUAUUUGGUAUGGCGUGCCUAGUGGAAGCCUGCCGGCAUCAACUGCAGCCUCGACCAAGACUUCUACGACACACACAUCCUCUACUACAACGAUUCCCACUACACUAGCAACUGCGUCUUCUUCCAAGACUUCAUCGUCAAGCUCGACAACCACAACUACUGCCUCGUCAACCUCUACGGCGACGGCCUCACCUUACGGCCAGUGUGGAGGCUCUGGAUAUACCGGACCAACCACCUGCCCAAGUGGAUGGACUUGUUCGGCCGAGAAUUCUUACUACUCACAGUGCGUGCAGUCAUAA
Molecule: messenger RNA, 2502 nt
Organism: Talaromyces atroroseus
Lineage: Eukaryota; Fungi; Ascomycota; Eurotiomycetes; Eurotiales; Trichocomaceae
Exons: 8
Coding region: 1-2502 (833 amino acids)
Biological process (GO): xyloglucan metabolic process
Cellular component (GO): extracellular region
Molecular function (GO): protein binding; cellulose binding
Source: RefSeq, a predicted model, not a curated record